AUGGGGGACCUGCCUUCCAGAGUAGUACAUACGCCAACGGAUUGCGGUAAAACAGAUAUGUUCCUUCUGUCACUCAUCGCACCAGCCUCAAAGAAUUGUAAGUAUGUAUCACUCGUCUUCAUACCAUACAACGUCAUUCUGGUGGAUUCCAUGAGGAGGCUAAAGACCAAAAACCUUCUUUGA
Torulaspora delbrueckii is the source of this 183-nucleotide messenger RNA. RefSeq lists its product as uncharacterized. The record is from RefSeq and is a predicted model, not a curated record. The transcript has a single exon. Lineage: Eukaryota; Fungi; Ascomycota; Saccharomycetes; Saccharomycetales; Saccharomycetaceae. The coding region runs from base 1 to 183 and encodes 60 amino acids.